Messenger RNA from Iphiclides podalirius (scarce swallowtail), 225 nucleotides. NCBI's taxonomy places the organism in Eukaryota, Metazoa, Arthropoda, Insecta, Lepidoptera, Papilionidae. The record is from the annotation of a GenBank genome assembly.
AUGUCUGAGACAAGAGACAGCCGAUCCGCCAUACUAGUAAAUAGGAUUCUUGGCAAAGAAGGCAUCUUAGAGCAAUUUCGGCUUACGAGAUAUUACGAGAAACCUUUUCAGACAAGAAGGCGAAUCAACCAUGAAAAAUGUAAAGCAAUUUAUAAUGAAGAUAUGGAAAGGAAGAUCCAAUUUGUACUAAGAAAAAACCGUCAUGAGCCGUUUCCUGGAUGUCAC